This is a messenger RNA of Ostertagia ostertagi, 408 nucleotides long. The record is from the annotation of a GenBank genome assembly. Lineage: Eukaryota; Metazoa; Nematoda; Chromadorea; Rhabditida; Trichostrongylidae.
AUGGCUUUCUAUGGAAAUCAUAGUAAAGGACGUACGAGAAACCACCAUAGCAAUUUUGAUCGUGAUGAACCUAAUGGGUUUAAAAAUCCUCAAUAUGGUCCACAUGUGCAGUUGAUCGAUGCGAAUUGGGAACGACAAGUGACGGCGAAAUUGGAUGAGUUCUUGAAUGGAAGUGCAACAGAAUUGUGCUUCCCUCCUAUGGAACGUCCAGAGCGACGUCGCUUGCACGAGCUGGCCAGACGAAAAGGUCUCCAAACUUCGAGCGAGGGUAGGGAGCCAAACCGGCGGUGUGUCGUUCAUCGUCGUCCAGUACCACGGCUGGCCGCUGUUGGCGCAAAUGAAACACAGCCAAUUCGACUGGCUCCUGAAAUUCGAGAAGCCGUGAGUUUCGAUUAUUGCAAAAUUUGA